AUGCAGUUUUACACCACCGGUAAAACGCAAAAACAGAACCAGAAAAGAGUUGAAAAGUUUUUGGAGGAUUACAGAGCUAUCAGGCCAACAAGAUAUGGCUUUGCUGAUAUCAAGAAAAUCACUAAUCACUUUAGUGAGAGACUGGGAGAAGGAGGUUAUGGAAUUGUGUACAAAGGGAAGCUUUCCAGUGAAAUUCACGUCGCAGUCAAAGUGCUGAAUGAUUCAAAGGGGAACGGAGAGGAGUUCAUCAAUGAAGUCGGGAUAAUAGGAAAGAUUCACCAUGUUAACGUGGUUCGUUUGGUUGGCUUCUGCGCCGAUGGAUUUAGACGAGCACUGGUGUACGAGUACUUGCCAAAUGAAUCCUUGGAGAAAUACAUAUUUUCAACAGGUGGCUCUAAGAAUGUUGCCCUGGGUUGGAAGAAGAUUCAAGAAAUAGCUCUUGGUAUAGCUAAAGGGAUCGAGUAUCUUCAUCAAGGUUGUGACCAGCAAAUCCUUCAUUUCGACAUUAAACCCAGCAACAUCCUGCUAGAUCACAACAUGAAUCCCAAGAUUUGUGAUUUUGGACUCGCAAAACUGUGCUCCAAAGAGAAAAGUGCUGUCACCAUGACGGCUGCCAGGGGAACCAUGGGUUACAUUGCACCAGAAGUGGUGUCAAGGAAUUUUGGCAAAGUGUCUCACAAGUCCGACGUUUAUAGCUUUGGCAUGUUGCUUCUGGAAAUGGUUGGGAGAAGGAAGAAUUUCAAUGCUAAAGAGGGAACUGACACUAGCCAGCAGGAGCAGGAGGGUAGUUUUCCAGAAUGGGUGUACAACCACUUGAACAGAGGAGGAGAGCUGCAAAUCCGUAUCGAGGAGGAUGAUGAUGAAGCAAUCGCGAAAAAACUAGCGAUCAUAGCUCUAUGGUGCAUCCAGUGGCAACCUGUGGAUCGACCAUCAAUGAAAGCGGUGGUUCAAAUGCUGGAAAGAGAGGGAGAUGACUUGGUGCUGCCCUCUAGCCCUUUUGCAGGCUCUCAAAUGUGA
Ipomoea nil (Japanese morning glory) is the source of this 1017-nucleotide messenger RNA. Its product is annotated as rust resistance kinase Lr10-like. Gene Ontology annotation, biological process: protein phosphorylation. The record is from RefSeq and is a predicted model, not a curated record. The transcript is spliced from 2 exons. Lineage: Eukaryota; Viridiplantae; Streptophyta; Magnoliopsida; Solanales; Convolvulaceae. Gene Ontology annotation, molecular function: ATP binding; protein kinase activity. The coding region runs from base 1 to 1017 and encodes 338 amino acids.